Fusarium mangiferae is the source of this 906-nucleotide messenger RNA. RefSeq lists its product as uncharacterized. The record is from RefSeq and is a predicted model, not a curated record. Gene Ontology annotation, cellular component: nucleus; cytoplasm; cytosol. The transcript has a single exon. Gene Ontology annotation, molecular function: arginase activity; manganese ion binding. Lineage: Eukaryota; Fungi; Ascomycota; Sordariomycetes; Hypocreales; Nectriaceae. The coding region runs from base 1 to 906 and encodes 301 amino acids.
AUGUCUCCCGCAGAAUCCAUAACUAUUCUCUGUGCUCCCUAUCACCUUGGUAUCGAAGAUGUUGCCGUCGGUGCUGGACCAAAAGCGCUCCUCCAUGCCGGCUUCGUCGACGCAAUUCGAAACCUCGGCGUGACUGUCAACGUGCACGAGAUCGAUCCUAUCGAUGACUUUGACGGUGAUAUCAGUCGGCUCUUCGAGGUUUUGCGUCGCACUUCCCUAGGUGUAGCCAAUAUCGCUCGCUCGGGUGAGUUCCCUAUCAUUUUGGCUGGUAACUGUUCCACCACUGUCGGUGUUCAAGCCGGUUUAACAGCUGCGCUUGGGGAAAUACCUUCUUGUAUCUGGUUCGACGCCCACGACGACUUCAACACGCCUGAUGUUCUUAAGAGUGGAUAUCUUGACUCAAUGCCUGUUGCCAUGAUGGCAGGUCUGUGCUGGAAAACCCUCUUGACUAGCAUCAAGGGAUUCGAGGCCAUGGAUCUCAAGCAAAACCUUGUGCACUGCGGCAUGCGAGAUGUGACAGACCUUGAGCGCUCUCGAGUCGAGGAGGCUGGAUUCCCCGUCAUUUGGGGAGAUUUAGAUCAUCAUGUUGACUUUGAGAGUGAGCUUGGCAAGGUCCUUGAUGAGAAGAAGUUUGAUCAGACUAUGGUGCACUUGGAUCUUGAUGCUCUCGAUAUUUCUGUCGGUAUUGUCAACAAGUUUUCUGCGCAUGGUGGAUUGCUGGAAGAUGAUCUGGAGAAAUGCUUCAAGAUGAUCCCGUCAAAGACAAAGCCGGUAUCGUUGACGAUUGCAUCAUUUGACCCUUCACAAGAUGUACAGGGAACUAUUGAACCGGUUGCUAUUAAAGGGGUCGUUGCUUUCGUUCAGGGCUUGAUUUCACAAGGGUUUCUUAAGAAGACCUCGGAUUAA